AACACUGUGAGCGACAUUAGCGGCACUCGCCUUCCUUCCUCUGUCUCUCUUCGUACACGUGAGAGCAGACACGUCGCCAGCAGUGUCACCAGCUGUAUUGAGAUCAGCCUCUCCGCCUUCACGUUCAGUAACGUGAGGUCUUGCAGCCGGACAGAACGACCAUGUCAAGAGACUACGACCACCUAUUCAAACUUGUGCUGAUUGGCGACUCGGGCGUUGGCAAGUCCUGCCUUCUGCUGCGCUUCGCCGAUGACGCAUUCACAGAGAGCUACAUCACUACUAUUGGAGUGGACUUUAGAUUUCGCACGGUGAAGAUCGACAACAAGACUGUGAAACUCCAAAUUUGGGAUACAGCUGGACAAGAGCGUUUCCGCACCAUCACAAGUGCGUAUUAUCGUGGUGCAGACGGUAUUAUCAUGGUGUACGACGUCACCAGUCAGGAAUCGUUCGAUCAUGUAAACGACUGGCUGAACGAAGUGAACCGAUACGCCAGCGAAGGCACGUGCAAGCUCCUAGUGGGCAACAAGAGCGAUAUCAGCGACAACAAGGUGGUAUCGUACGAGACGGCUAAGGCCUUCGCAGACAGUUUGUCGAUCCCGUUCCUCGAGACAAGCGCCAAAAACGCACAAAACGUUGAAGAGGCUUUCCUCACGAUGGCCUCGGAGCUGAUCACGAUUCGUGAGAUGGUUGGCGAAUCCAGCCGGCCUACGGGCACAAAGUUGACGGAGAACACCAAAAGCGGCGGCAAUAGCAACGGAUGCUCGUGCAAUUAGUUACGCGCGUAUGUAGCUACAAUAAGUUAGUGCACCUUUCACUCGUAGACGCAUUGUAUUGAUGCGCAUGCACAAUAGGCUCUCUGGCCGCAUCUUCAGUAAGUAAAACAAGCGCACCCAGAGUGUCGUUC
Phytophthora infestans T30-4 is the source of this 904-nucleotide messenger RNA. Its product is annotated as Rab1 family GTPase, putative. Lineage: Eukaryota; Oomycota; Peronosporomycetes; Peronosporales; Peronosporaceae. The record is from RefSeq and is a predicted model, not a curated record. Gene Ontology annotation, molecular function: GTP binding; GTPase activity. Bases 162 to 773 code for a protein of 203 amino acids. The transcript has 7 exons.